GGGCAAUCUUUCAAUCAUUCUGACCAAAUCAAGUUCUUUUUUGAAACACAUCAUUCCUCACCAACCCUUUUAUUCCUCUCUACUAUAAAACAUCUACGGAGAAUUAAUGUCAAAUACCUAAUUUCUGGUGUUUGCAAGACCAAGUUUCAAUAAUAAUUUAACCCGAAACUUUUCUACAUACACGCGAAUAAGAACCAAGACUGAUCGUACAAAGCCCGCGCCCCCAAAACCUCGGACGCAUCUACCCGAGAAACUUGGUUGCACUCCCUAAGCUACCACAAAGGGCCAGUGGUCAGCAACAGCAGCGGCAACGGCAACGGCAGCAUGUCGGCGUGGUAUAGCAACCUCGUCGGUGCGACGACUUCGAAAAUCUCGAAUCUGCAACGGACGUUUCUCAGCAGCGAAGCCGACGGCGACACCGAAGACGACACCCACAUCUGCCGCGUCCUACGAUCAUACUACACCGAAAAAGGGCGUCCAUUUCCCGGAUGGCUACCUCCCGAUCCCAAAGCUCCUCCCCCUGUCGUCGCGGUAUACUCCCAGCCCGGGUCGCAGGUCGGCUCACGGUACGGUGGGCUCGCCCAGCAACCACAAGGCGGCGGUCUGAGCUCGCUAUGGGAUAACAAAGCUCCCGUAUCGCAACCUCAAGACGCGCAGAGCCUACGGCGAGGAAGGGGUGCGCCGCCCGCUAUACGUAAUAACGACCCGCGAAACAGUCCGUUCCGUAAUUCUGAUCCGAUUGGCCCCGGUCGAGACGACAUACCCGCGAGACCGUUGCCGAGCCAAAGAGCCGGUAGCUAUCAGACACAAGGCGGUUUUGGCGGACGCGAGGCUGCGGGUACUGCGCCGCCGGGUGGUGGAUCGGCACAGGAUCGAUUGAAACAGCGACUUUUUGGCGGGUCGAGGACGGCGAGUCCUGCUGGCAACGGCCCGUUUAAUCCCCCACCGCAAAAUAAUUCUAGAGGUAACUACGGCGGAGGUGGUGGUGGGGACUACGAAGAUAGAUUUGCACCUGGGGGCAUGUGUGAUGCGGGUGCGAGGGGCGGUGGGAAUCCUGGGGGCAGGAGGCCUGGCGGUUUACCUAGCGGACCCCGGAUGAGAUGAGAUGAUGCGAUGCGAUACUCGGUAUUCUACCAACAGAUGCGAAAAAACUAUUACUUUGCAUUCGGUCGAGUCCUUGUUGUGAGGCUUGGCUGAGAUAUUUGGAAUUCAAGGGGAAUCGCAGCAUGAAUGGGGCUCAGUGAAGCUAUAUUGGGGGCCAAAGCUAUAGCAAAUGGGCGUGGAUCCAGAGUACAUCUGUCGUUGUGGUGCUAACAUUCGGUUUUGCUGGAUGAUACGGCUGACUGCGCCCCGAUUUCUUCGGUUCUUGUCGACCUUCCUUUUCCGCAACUACGAUUCGUCCCACAUACGAGGAGCCAGCCAGCAAAUGCCAACAAAUACUACUAUGUUUGGUCUUGUUAGUUACGAACACACAGUAGGAAUAGAGGAGACGAGGCUAUAAAGCUGCAUUGGUCUUUUUGGUCUUUGGUUACCUCCGGGACCAGACCAUUCAAGGAAAGGAAUUAAGAACAGCAUAGAAAGCAUUGGAUCAUGGUGUUACGAGUAUUUUGAUCAAGAGUCUUGUGUACACUGGCAGUGUGUGUAUCAAAGGGACAUUUUUUAUAUUGUUGCCUAUUUCUGUGUUGCGUGUUUCGCUGCGCGGCCCCAUCGUGAAUUCGUGUACUCGCCUCCCUACAUUCUUAUUUACACUUGGCAUAUAACAUCCAUAUAAUUAGGUACAUACCCAUUAUAAUGUGAACGGCGCAAUAAAUUCUUGGGGAUAU
Molecule: messenger RNA, 1823 nt
Organism: Hypoxylon trugodes
Lineage: Eukaryota; Fungi; Ascomycota; Sordariomycetes; Xylariales; Hypoxylaceae
Product: Sec1-binding region of Mso1-domain-containing protein
Exons: 1
Coding region: 325-1104 (259 amino acids)
Source: RefSeq, a predicted model, not a curated record